This is a messenger RNA of Nymphaea colorata (pocket water lily), 2579 nucleotides long. Its product is annotated as mitogen-activated protein kinase 3. Gene Ontology annotation, biological process: protein phosphorylation; intracellular signal transduction. NCBI's taxonomy places the organism in Eukaryota, Viridiplantae, Streptophyta, Magnoliopsida, Nymphaeales, Nymphaeaceae. Gene Ontology annotation, molecular function: ATP binding; MAP kinase activity. The record is from RefSeq and is a predicted model, not a curated record. The coding region runs from base 1141 to 2244 and encodes 367 amino acids. The transcript has 3 exons. Gene Ontology annotation, cellular component: nucleus; cytoplasm.
GCAUUUUCUUAUAAUUAUUGAACAAUGUUACUUGCUCUUCUUUUAUUUAUGACAAAAUAGAUAAAUGUAUGUAGGAUAGAUCGAAGCAACGGAGGUGAGAGAGAGAGAGAUGAAGGUUUUCUGUGUCUUUACUUUCCUGUGAGGAUUCUUUCCUCCCCAGGAAAAAUUCUGCCCGCUUUUGUCCCUUUUCUCUUUCUAUACGCCUUUCCGACUUACUCGUUGCCUUUGCCGUUGGCGUUGUUUUCUCUCUCUUCUGUGGCAAGGUUUUUGGGGAGGAAUGCCGCUAGAUCAGUAAGAGUUGUUAGCGAUGCAGGAUAUUGCCGGGGAAUUAUAUUAUGGUUAGGGUUUCUGCUGGUUAAGUAAUACCAGGGAGAGGGGAAGCGCGGCGCUGAAGUAUCGGAGGCCGGCUUCGUGGCAGAGGAGCCCGUUUUUUGAGGAAGAUUCUCGAUCAUACAGCCAUCGAAACUUGCUGGGGGUUGGCGUCGGCGAGAGUCUGAGAGGAGUCGGCAAUUGCUGAAGCUAGUGGUCGCAAGGGAGGAGUUCUGAAUGGUCGGGAGGGGGUGAAUGAGUCGAUGAUUGCCGAGGAAAGGAGGAAGCGCGUUGUGGUUUAGUAUGGUUGGCGACAUUCGAUCGCGGAGGAGAACGGCAGGGAGGAUGCGAGAGUUUUGGUAGAAUGGUAGCAGUGAGUUGGUGUUUUUCAGUUAAGAGCUAGGUGGAUCGUGGAUCAUUUGUGCAUGGGAUUUUACUUUCUUCUGAAAUGAGAUUGAUAUUGUUCUUUAAAACCCUUUGAGCACGUUUGAUGUGAUUCUUAGUUCGGAGUCUAAGUCAGAAUUUGAAGCACGUACAUAGUUUUUUGGGACAGAAAGAUUUGGGAAAACAAUCAAAGGAAAGAAGUGAGGGAAGGGAAGGAAUUUUUCGAAGGCAAAGAGAGUCCUUUCAGAGAAUCACUGUAUUUUUUGCCUUUCUAAACGGUGACGGUAGCCAUUUUUGGAGAACAAUUUCAAGUUUCCGGAGAAGCCACGAUCAGGAUACGUUUUUCGGGUUUUACUUAUUGAAAUGAGGAGCCCUUAGUGAUUGUCUUUCAGCCAUUUGUUGUCUUUCGGAGAAGAAAGAUCCCGUUCGACAUAAAGUUGCAGUCUGAUGGCAACUCUUGUGGAUCCUCCAAAUGGAGUUGGAAACAAAGGCAAACAUUAUUACUCAAUGUGGCAAACAUUGUUUGAGGUAGACACAAAGUACAUCCCAAUAAAGCCAAUUGGUAGAGGAGCAUACGGUAUAGUUUGUUCCUCAAUUAAUAGAGAAACUAAUGAAAAGGUUGCUAUCAAGAAGAUACAUAAUGCCUUUGACAAUCGUGUGGAUGCACUCAGAACUCUGAGAGAAUUAAUGCUUCUUCGUCAUCUUAGACAUGAAAAUGUGAUUGCUUUGAAGGAUAUUAUGCUGCCUACAAAUAGGAGUAACUUUAGGGAUGUCUAUCUGGUUUAUGAACUCAUGGACACUGAUUUGCAUCAAAUUAUCAAGUCUUCUCAGGCUCUUUCGAACGAUCAUUGCCAGUAUUUCCUGUUUCAGUUGCUUAGAGGCCUCAAAUACUUGCACUCAGCUAACAUCCUCCACCGUGACUUAAAGCCUGGCAACCUCCUUGUGAAUGCAAACUGUGACUUGAAAAUCUGUGACUUCGGCCUUGCUCGCACCAGCAGUGGCAAGGGAGAGUUCAUGACGGAGUAUGUUGUGACACGCUGGUAUCGGGCACCUGAGCUCCUCUGCUGUGACAACUAUGGCCCCUCCAUUGACGUCUGGUCUGUUGGAUGUAUUUUUGCUGAGCUGCUGGGACGGAAACCAAUUUUCCCUGGAAAGGAAUGUCUCGAUCAACUGAAGCUGAUAAUCAAUGUCUUGGGCAGCAUGGAUGACUGCAAUUUCGAUUUCAUUGACAACCCAAGGGCUCGGAAAUACCUAAAGUCCUUGCCUUUCUCUCCUGGAACUCCAUUGACACGACUCUAUCCACAUGCAAACCCAUUGGCAAUUGACUUGCUACAGAGAAUGCUUGUAUUUGAUCCAUCAAAGAGAAUUAGUGUCGCUGAUGCGCUCCAGCAUCCAUACAUGGCACCCCUCUAUGAUCCAAGGCUUGAUCCACCGGCACAGGUACCAAUUAUUCUUGACCUAGAUGAGGACCUGAGUGAAGAUAUGAUUAGAGAGUUGAUGUGGAAGGAAAUGCUUCACUAUCAUCCAGAGGUUACCCUAGCCAACUCAUAGACUGUCUCAAGCCCGACAUUUUUAGCUUUAUAUGAUGUGGAGAAAAGAAGCUAAUAUGGUGCUGUAAUAUACAGUCCUAAAUUAUCCCAGGAAGUUGAGAAGCAUUUUAGGAAAGGUAUUUGCUGUAACUCCUGGCGCAAACUUGUGUUAGAGUUUUUCUACUAAUAAUGCACGUCUUCUUUGAAGAUUUUACGUGGUAAGCGUGUUUUUGGCUUAAAAUCUGUAUAUAUUGUCUGUAAGAGUAUGUAUUGUACAUUUGAUAUGUGAUCAUGCGACGGUAUUUUGUUAAGAUGAAAGGUUAUAAUGCAUCUUUGUUGUUUCGUCUUUGAAGUAUU